Falco peregrinus (peregrine falcon) is the source of this 5195-nucleotide messenger RNA. It is a transcript of the gene GABRG1, whose product is annotated as gamma-aminobutyric acid type A receptor subunit gamma1. Gene Ontology annotation, molecular function: transmitter-gated monoatomic ion channel activity involved in regulation of postsynaptic membrane potential; benzodiazepine receptor activity; GABA-gated chloride ion channel activity. The transcript is spliced from 7 exons. Bases 1268 to 2407 code for a protein of 379 amino acids. Gene Ontology annotation, biological process: synaptic transmission, GABAergic; monoatomic ion transmembrane transport; chloride transport. Gene Ontology annotation, cellular component: synapse; dendrite membrane; neuron projection. The record is from RefSeq and is a predicted model, not a curated record. NCBI's taxonomy places the organism in Eukaryota, Metazoa, Chordata, Aves, Falconiformes, Falconidae.
CAAGCAUCUGGGUCCACUGAGGCUGUUCCUUUGCUUUGUGUGUUCAGAAUAAUCUGUGAGCUCCUCUUCCUUUUUUAUCUUAAUUUGUUAGGGUGGUUGGUAUUCUAUGACAACCUGAGUUUUCUUGCUCUGGGUGCAUUUGACUGUGAUCACACUUUGAUAAAUUUCUUUUUCUUAGACAAUACAGUGCUACUGUGAAGUGGCUGCUUAGAGUAGCACAUUCAAACUCACAUUCUACUCUUUUCAUACAUUUGGUCAUGUCUGUGGAUUUCACUCACUGGCUUCUUUUUUUCUCCUAUUUGUACUCUAAAGGCAACAUGUAAAUCUUUGUUCAUUCUGUUCCAUUUAAGCCCACUAAAACGCUUCUCCUCUGCACUGCCUUGGGCUCUUAUUUACACUACAGCAAGGCAAGUUUCCUUUCCAGUUGUAACCACUAUAGAUGAGCACAAAAAUUUGAGGUUUAAGGUUAAAUAGGCCCUGGGUUUUCACAGGUGUCUUGAACAUUGCUUACAGAAAUAAAAUAAUCAGGGACUUGUUUUGGCCUGCAGAAUCUUCCCCUGAUGACAGUGCUUUUCAAGGAAUAAGCAGAGUUUUAGAGCAAAGUCAUCUCUAAAAUGCAAUUUUGAUUACUCCUUUUGUUCCUUCUGUCACCCCACUGUUUGCCUCACACACUAGUUACUCAUAACCUUUGAGAGCCACUGAGUUACCACAGUCCAGGUGGUAAUUCAUCUGCCACACAUCACAAAGCAAGGGCAACCCUCCCUCUUGGUUAUGUAUUUCUGGAACCUGUUCUUCUCCCUCCUGGAGAAGUGGGAAAAUUGAGAGAGAUUUAGGUAGUGCUGUAGUAUCUGCCUUGACACUUCUCAAGGGUGAAGCACCAAAUUUCACAAACUUUCCUGGAGGAUGGAUGGUAUCAGUUGCGGAAAUGAGUGAGAAGCCUGUAACUUGUCCAGUUGGCUGCUGUGAUUAUUUAAAAGUAAAAUGAACACACGCACCCCGCAACCCCAACCAGCAAAGCCUUCCACUUUUAAUUUAUUUAAAACAAGAAUUGGCUGUCUGUACUGUGCAUUUUUAUUGACUAAGUAAACUGGUGGUGAGCCCUUUGCCUCAAGCAAGAGUUUGAAACGCUGUCUCCUCUCUUCCCCCUUCCCAUUCAUCCCAAAUCUGAGAGGCGAACAACCAACAGCAAGUGUCUACGUCUGCUCUCCAGCUCUUCAUCCUUCAGAAGAGCUGCCAAGUUGCCCAUUGGAGCCCUCAUGGGGCAGCCAUGCAAGAAGGAUCAAAUCUUCCAUCAAGUAGAGAGGCUGUUGUUACCCUUAAGGAAUACACUAUAGAUAUAAUUUUUGCCCAGACUUGGUAUGACAGUCGUCUAAAAUUUAACAGCUCAAUGAAAGUGCUUAUGCUUAAUAGCAAUAUGGUUGGAAAGAUUUGGAUUCCAGACACUUUCUUCCGGAACUCAAGGAAAUCUGAUGCUCACUGGAUUACAACUCCAAAUCGUUUGCUUCGAAUCUGGAGUGAUGGAAGAGUAUUAUACACUCUAAGGCUGACAAUUAAUGCUGAAUGUUAUCUUCAGCUUCAUAACUUUCCUAUGGAUGAACACUCCUGUCCACUGGAGUUUUCAAGCUAUGGAUAUCCCAGAAAUGAAAUUGAAUACAAAUGGAAGAAAACCUCUGUUGAAGUGGCAGAUCCAAAAUACUGGAGAUUGUAUCAGUUUGCAUUUGUAGGGUUACGAAAUACAACUGAAAUUUCUCAUACCUUGUCUGGUGAUUAUAUUAUUAUGACAAUCUUCUUUGAUCUCAGCAGACGUAUGGGAUAUUUUACUAUUCAGACAUACAUUCCUUGUAUACUCACAGUUGUUCUUUCAUGGGUGUCAUUUUGGAUCAAUAAGGAUGCAGUUCCUGCAAGGACUUCUCUGGGCAUUACAACGGUGCUGACCAUGACAACAUUGAGUACAAUUGCUAGGAAGUCACUCCCAAAGGUUUCCUAUGUGACAGCAAUGGACCUUUUUGUUUCAGUUUGCUUCAUAUUUGUGUUUGCUGCCUUGAUGGAAUAUGGCACCUUGCAUUAUUUUACCAGCAACAGAAAAGGGGACAAAGGAAAAGAAAAGAAGGCAAGAUCUAAGCCAUCAAAACCACCUGCAAUUGCUGUUCGACCUGGAUCAACACUAAUUCCAAUUAAUAACAUUAAUCAUCUCCCUGAACGUGACGAUGAUUAUGGAUAUGAGUGCCUAGAAGGGAAAGACUGUGCUAGCUUCUUCUGUUGUUUUGAAGACUGCCGCACAGGAUCUUGGAGAGAAGGAAGAAUACACAUCCGUAUUGCAAAAAUUGACUCCUAUUCUCGAAUCUUCUUUCCAACUGCCUUUGCACUGUUCAAUCUUGUUUACUGGAUUGGCUAUCUUUAUCUAUAAAUUUCAGAGGUUUGACAAACUCAGAAAAAAAAAUGGUAAUUGAACAGUCAUUAACACUUUUCAGUGAGCCAUCAAAGAUUACAGCUGGUCCAAAAUGACUCAAAUUGUUUGGAUGCUUUAAAAAUUUGAAACAACGAGAGGAAAUCUGGUGAUGUAGUCUCCCUCUUGUGAUCAACUAUAGAACUGAUACUGGUAUUUUGAAGAGAAAGUUUAAAAAUAAAUCUCCCUAAGAUUUAACUUGCCCAAACACAUACAUAUUUUUGUCCAUCUCUAACAAAAAACGCAGAGUCAAGAGGCUAUGUUAUUUAACUGGACAGUUCUGCAUAAGCUUUCAGUUUUAAUCCUAAAUGAUAAUGCAGAUGAAUUUUGUAGCAUCUCUUACACCUUUACAAAGAAAGCCUUAAUAAAAUGGGAUUAUUCUCAUCCAUUUCAUCCAUAAGAUGAUGAUUUUAUGAAUCCCUGAUUUUAAAAAAGUUGAAAUGGAACAUUACUAUUUUUCAACCAGCCGUUUGUUCUCUGCUGUAUGUUAAAAAGAGUGAUUAAGUCAUAAUUAAUCACAUUCAGAUUUAUACAGAAUGCAGAGAUUAGAGCAGCGAGAAAUGGAUAUAUCACAAAAGUCCCAAGGGUAAUUCUGAGCUUGUCUUAUCCUGACCAUUGAUAUAGGCUUUUGGCUUUCAGCCUUAGAUUACCUUUACGUUUGUGUUCCAUCUGCAUUACUUCACCGUUGUGAGUUCCCCGAAGUUCUCCAAGAAGGCUACAACUUUCAAAAAUUCCUACCCAGCUGCUGUUGCUUGCUCAUUUCAUAGAAACCACACUGAUGUUGGCUGAGAUUCUGGCCAUUAAGCGUAAUGCUCUUCACAUCCUCUCCAUUCCUCUCCUUUGUCAUAACUCUGCAUUUGAUAGAAUUUGUAUCAUCAUCAGAGUUUGGAAAACCUGUAACAGUGCUAUAGUCAUUGUGUUCAAAGCCGCUAUGUCAGAUCUGCAGCCCUAGGAGUGUGGCGUGUGCCCUGCUCCCCUUGGCAUAGAGUAUGGUUUUGUAGAUUCUGGUUGUUACUGCAUAUGCUAGUCACUGAGCCAAAGCCAGAUGAUAUGAAUUUACUGAACCUGUGUUAUGGGUUGCUGUGUAAUUACCUCCUUGAUAUUUGUUUGUUUCUAAUGGAAGAGCCCUGUUAUUGGGGGUGGGGGUGGGGCAGCGUGUUAAAAUAAUCCUUAUGCAUUGCAGAUCCUUCUACAAAAUGGUAUGUAUUCCCCCCAAAAUCACAGGAUCAGUUCUCCAACCUUUUUGUGGUCAGUGUUUCUGUUAACUUUGGUAGCAGUUCUUCAGUAGUAGCCUUUCUGGACUGACUUCUCUGUGUUGACAAUUGCUGACUGGCAGUAUUUAGUAUCUCAUUUCUAUUUUUAAAUCCAUUGUCUUCAUUAUGGGGAAGUGCAGUCUCUCAAAAAGAAAUUGGUCUCAAGUGAGCUUGCAAAAGUCACUGUAAAAUUAAGAUAUGCAUUAAGGAAAAGUCAGAAUUACACAGAAGACCUUACAGAUCUUUAAAGAGGAUUAAUGGAAUUAGCAUUUGGCUGUAGGUAAGAAUGUUCAGUACUGGAGAUAAAGACAUGAUUAUUGGCUAAUAAUAGAAAAUUAUACAUGAAGGACCACCCCUCCCCCCAAUAUUUCUGUUGAAUGUGCUUCCUCCUCUGAAUUUCUCAGAAAAGAUUAAUGUAUUUUUAUAUUCUAGUUGGUACCAGACAUAGUAAUACAUGAUACACAAUACAACAUUACUGCAGUGUUUAGCCCCAGAGUUUUAACAGGGAAUGCAAGACUGGGUGCAGUGAUUCUGGAAGUGUGAUAGAGAAGAUCCCAUGUUAAUGCAAACUUUUAUUUCAGUAUUUUGCUGAUGAAGUAUGAAAGUCAGUGAGAGAAUUGGAAAGCCUGCUGUAGAGGUAGGCGGACAUUGUUGGUUGUGUAACCUUUCUGAGCACCAACUUCUUCUGACUGUUAGAUUGAGCGUAGAACUGUGGCAUCAUUAACAACACUGGUCUAGUAUAAUUUAUUGUUUCUUUAGAGUCUCAUUUUCAGAAAAUGUUCGCUACAAUGGAAACGUGUCAAUUUUAAUUCCAUAGUGCAGUUUGAUGUUUUUUUGACAGCACACUAAACACAUUCCUCUGUGGGAGGGAUGGCGGUGGCUUCAGCAGCAAUAUGUUGGAUGUGUACUUGAAAAGCAGUCUACUUGCUAUACAAUACAAGGCCCAGAUUUUGUGAGCUCCUGAGUUUCAUUAACUCACCUUUAAACAAAAGGAACUUGAAAGAACUUGGCACUUCACAAGAGGAAAUACAAAUUUCACAGCCUGCUCUCCUCUGGCACAUCUAGUUAGCUUUUUCUGUUCAUGUGGUUGUCAGUUGCCAAUCAGCCUCCAGUGACUGAAUUGGAGAACAGAAAAUAUCCAGAAUUGGCAAGGGAUGGAUAAGAAGUCUUUCAUCUCUAAUUUCUAUGAAACAAUGUAACGGAGUAUUAAACCUAUUGAACGUUAUGGCUGUUUGGCUUAUGGGUACACUUGCUUCUGUCUGUUGACAAACUUUUCUGUGUACUUCAUUUAUUUCUGAUGAAAUAAUUUUGGUCUCCCGUAGUGCUGUGAGUGCAAAUAGAAAUGGGAGUACAGUGAACUGUAACAUGGCAUGUAAUAAAUGUGUUGUUUUAGUCCUAUGUGUUUUCUUUCUAAUCUGCAUGUAAACAUUUGAUUCCCAGAAAUCUAAGUGAUACUCAAAAAAAAUGGCAAGAAACAGAGAAUAUAAUUACUUGGA